Molecule: messenger RNA, 1614 nt
Organism: Gekko japonicus
Lineage: Eukaryota; Metazoa; Chordata; Lepidosauria; Squamata; Gekkonidae
Gene: SPOCK3
Product: sparc/osteonectin, cwcv and kazal-like domains proteoglycan (testican) 3
Exons: 8
Coding region: 33-1058 (341 amino acids)
Molecular function (GO): protein binding; calcium ion binding
Source: RefSeq, a predicted model, not a curated record
CUUUAGACCCAGCUAAAGAUCCAUGCUUAAAGAUGAAAUGUAGUCGUCAUAAAGUAUGCGUUGCUCAAGAUCAACAAACUGCUGUUUGCAUUAGCCACCGGAGACUUACACACAGGAUGAAAGAGGCUGGUUUGGGCCAUAAACAAUGGAGAGUCGGUCCUGUUUUAUCAAAAUGCAAGCAGUGCCCAGUAGUUUAUAAUAAUCCUGUUUGUGGUUCUGAUGGUCACACAUAUUCAUCUCAGUGCAAACUAGAAUAUCAAGCCUGUGUCUCGGGAAAACAGAUAUCCGUGAAGUGUGAAGGACGCUGCCUUUGCCCUCCAGAUAAAUCCACAAGUACAGGCCGAAAUGAUAAGAGGGUGUGCAGUGACCUGGAGUUCAGGGAAGUUGCAAACAGAUUGCGAGAUUGGUUCAAGGCACUUCAUGAAAGUGGAAUUCAGAAGAGGACUAGAAUUGUACAAAGGCCUGAAAGAAGUAGAUUUGAUACCAGCAUUUUGCCUAUUUGCAAGGACUCCCUUGGCUGGAUGUUCAACAGGCUUGAUACAAACUAUGACCUGCUAUUGGACCAAUCAGAGCUUGGAAGUAUAUACUUGGACAAAAAUGAACAGUGCACCAAGGCAUUCUUCAACUCUUGUGACACAUACAAGGACAGUUUGAUAUCUAACAAUGAAUGGUGCUAUUGCUUCCAGAGACAGCAAGACCCGCCUUGCCAGACAGAGCUCAGUAACAUUCAGAAACAGCAAGGGGGAAAGAAGCUCCUAGGGCAGUAUAUCCCUUUAUGUGAUGAAGAUGGGUAUUAUAAACCAACUCAGUGCCACGGAAGUGCAGGGCAAUGUUGGUGUGUUGACAGAUAUGGCAAUGAGGUGACAGGAUCAAGAACACAUGGUGCUGCAGACUGUGCUGUUGAACUAGAAACAUCGGGUGAUUUUUCCAGUGGUGAUUUCCAUGAAUGGAUAGAUGAUGAGGAAGAUGAUAUGAUGAAUGAUGAGGAUGAAAUUGAAGAUGACGAUGAGGAUGAAGGAGAUGAUGAGGAUGACGAUGACCAUGAAGGAUACAUUUGAUGCUUUUAGCUGUGAAUAAAUUAUAUCUUUCUAAAAUUCAUGUGGAGACACACCAGAAAAUUCCUAUACCUUUGAAGGUCAAAAGGAGAUUCUAAACAUGUAUAUUUUGUAUGAUUAUUUGAAAUAUUGCAGCUGGAGUCAUAGACUUUCUUUGUUUAAAUGAAAAUCAUUAUAUGUUGUUUUUAUAUGCUGGUGAGCAGAAGAAAUCACUGGAGUCUAGCCUGAAGAAAGAAAUGUAUGUGUGUGCUACUAAAAAAAAAAGGUGUGCAGAUAAUCAUAAGGACAACCAAACUUCUAAAACCUUCCAUGAAAAACAUUUUCUCCUUGGGAACGCAAGUGUGUGGCCACUUCCAGCUGCUGCUCUGUUAAUCUUUAGCAGUGAUUUUAGACCAUGUGGACUUUUCAAAAUAUGCAUGGACAGGAGUAGCAUUCAGUAAGGUCAUAAUAAGUCAUUUAAAACUUACUGGAAAAACAAAAAGCCAUGACUAUAUGAGGAGAGCAGAGUCCUCCUUUGUACUUGCAAUGGUUAUGUUUUUGAUGCUGAGAUUAAUAAGGG